This is a messenger RNA of Trichomonas vaginalis G3, 2121 nucleotides long. RefSeq lists its product as uncharacterized. Bases 1 to 2121 code for a protein of 706 amino acids. The record is from RefSeq and is a predicted model, not a curated record. NCBI's taxonomy places the organism in Eukaryota, Parabasalia, Trichomonadida, Trichomonadidae. The transcript has a single exon.
AUGCUUCAGUCACAGUCCCUCACAGUAAAACCUAAGGACAAUUCAGCCAUUUCAAUAACCAUCGGAGUUUUGAAUACUCCCUCUGGAUCAUGUCAAUGGGAAGUUAUUUACGAUAAAUAUUAUCGUUUAGCCAAAAGUGAUAUGUCUAAUAAUAACCUCAAAUGUAUAGCAUUCUUUGCACCAAUUCCUGUUAAUGUAAAUUAUAUGAUAAGAACCGUAGAUAUAGAUACCGAUGAUAAAGUUUAUAUAUAUUCAAAUAAUAACAAUCUUCAAUACACUAUGGAAUCUUCAGAUUCUUACUCAUAUGUUACGAAUUCUUUUGCAUUAUUUUAUCGAACUGACAGCUAUUUAGUGUCGGGCUCAAUUACAGUUUAUGAUCAAGAUCUCUUCUCUUCCCCUGGAGAUUAUGCCCUUGAAGUAACAAACAACUUAACCUUGAAUAUUUUACCUCUUUAUUACUUGAUUGUUCAUAACUCGGAAGACUUUAAAGUCACAACUUCGAAACCAGUUACCAAUUUUCAAAACGGUUCAUAUUAUUUCCCAGAAUUAUCUCGGUUCGUUUUAGAGUCAUUAGAUAAGGCUCGUACUGCAUAUAUAACAGUAAUAAAGCCACCACUUCUCGAUUGCAACAGAAUCCUUAUCUACGAUGGCUUUGAAGCAACUUUUGCUUUAAAUGCUUCAGAAUAUAGCUCAGAUUGCUUUAUUCUAUCAGCCCCUUAUAUCGUAGAUUAUAGUCUCUACUCAAUGAACUUCACUGGUGAGGUAGAAAUCUAUAAUUCAAACGGAGAUUAUGUUUCGAAUCUUACUUCAUCAUCUGGGUUCAUCUGCCGUGGUUCUACAGUGUUUUUCCAGAUAACAUUCAAUAUUGAGCCAAAGGAAGGAACUGUUGGCCUUCAAAAUACUCAGAUUAUUUCCGCAAUUUUCGAAAACGAAGAAUUCAACAAUAACUUUUCGACACCUUUGACAACAAUCCAAGGAAAAACAUACAGCGGCACUUACAACAGAUUUAUAACUGGAUUUUAUGAAUAUUAUAUUCCAAAAUCUGGUUCAACUCUCAAUUUCAAGCGCUAUUCCUUAUAUAUAUUCCAUAACCCAUCACUCUUCACUGCUACAGGCUCCAGAUACUCAUUUCUUGGGGAAGGAUCUUCUGUUUUGAAUAUAACAGACUACGAUUACUCAGCUACGAUCAAACCACUUACAGACAUCAAUGUCCUUAACAUCAGUGUUCUCAACUACAAAGAUUUGGUGUUAUUCAGCCAGUGCAAUUCUGUAGACGUUGUCAGUGUUUCUUCCUCAUUAGAGAAUCACUUUGUUACUUCUUAUUCUAGCGGCGACUUCGCUGGCAAGACAAUUAAUUUCACAAUCCAACAAAAUCAGAGAAUUUGCAUUUGGUACGCUUCAUCAUCGCCCUUUUCAAUUUCUGCAUAUUCCGAUGGCUUGUAUGAGACAAACGCAUUCAUUUUCCAGCUUUUAUCCAAAGCAAGUUACUCAACUCCAUAUUAUUCAAGUUUGAUCCACUCCAGGGCCAUCUUUUCUCGAUGGACAACAGGGGACAUCAUUGAUGGAUCGGAUGACGGAGGUGCUUCUGUUUCUGCAAAGAAAACUCUGCAAAAAGACGUAAAUGAAACAGGAGGAAUCUUCAGAGGAACAAGAAGUUACAUGGACUUCCCAUUUGCAAACUACAGAGAUACUUCCAACUCGGUUUUGAACCUCGGACCAAGUGAAUCCAAACUGAAUUUCACUACUGCUCCAACAAAUGCACCAGGAGGACUUUCUGGAGUUCACAUAUUCCUAAUUGUACUUGCAGUGAUUGUUGUAGUAGUUGUUUGCGUAGUAGUUGUAUGCUUAGUUCACAGAUCCAACCAAUCAAAGGCGGAAAUGAACAAAAAGUUCAACUCAGACAAAGGUGAUGAACUAUCUGAUGUAGAGGACAAAGAAACUCAACAGACUGGGUACAUGUCUGGAACUCCUUCUCCUCAAAGCUCUGCUGCAACUACUACUACUGGUCAUAACUCUGCAACUUCUACUGUGAAUAGCACGGGAGUUGUUCCGGCUGAUCCAAACUUGAGGGUGUGGAAUCCGUACGAGAUUUCGCCGACUACAACAACUAAUGAAAAAUAG